AUGACUUCGUUUGGAGCAACGAAAAUUAUAUCUGAAGGCGGUUACAUGCCAACAUUCAAAGUUCAAGGCCAAAUAUACCACAAAAUCGGUUCAUUGCUCGCAGUGCCACAACAAGAUGCGAAAUUUCUGCAAAUUUAUUUCACUGGAAAUGAUGCACUGGAAGUAGACAAGCGUUGCGCAAUUAGUUCUGGGAUCCGACGCGAGAUCAUUUCAAGCUUGCAGGCAAUGUUCCAUGAACAAAACAAUUUGAUUCGCCUUUUUAAAACAGCUCUGGAUCAAAUGCCAUCAGAAGACUAUAGUGUUGUUAUUAGAGCAGACAAAGCUCCUGCUGGUGAACAUGAAAGGCGCUUCAAUGCUCCAGUAACAGGGGAUGUUGCAAUUGUAAUAGUUGGCACCGAAUUCGAUCGACGUGACAUCAUUAUCCACCGGCGAAAUGCUAAUGUGCAGAGAGUAUCGGAAACACAUCGAUCGUAUGAUGCACUCCAAUAUCCAGUGCUGUUUCCCCAUGGAGAAGAAGGAUAUCAUUUCAACAUCAGGCAAGUCGACCCCAGCACAAGUGAAGCGACGACAAAGAAAGUGUCCUGCAUGGAUUAUUAUGCAAACCGCAUUAUGAUUCGUGGAAAUGAAUCCAAUCAUAUCUUAAAAUGUCGUGAAUUAUUCCAACAGUUUAUUGUGGACAUGUACGCGAAAGUCGAAAGUGAACGUCUUCUUUUCAUUCGCUUAAAUCAAAAGAAGCUGCGCGUUGAAGAAUACGUUCAUUUACGUGAUGCAGUUGCUAAUGAUGGAAACAUUGCUGACAUUGGACAAAUGGUAAUUUUACCUGUAACAUAUACAGGAAGCCCGCGGCACAUGCACGAAUACGGGCAAGAUGCUAUGACGUACGUUCGAAAGUAUGGACGACCAGACCUAUUCAUCACCUUCACUUGCAAUCCAUCGUGGAGUGAAAUAACCGAAUUGCUUUUUGCAGGCCAGAGCUCAUCGCACAGACAUGAUCUUCUCGCUCGAAUAUUCAAGCAAAAGCUAAUAAGUCUUAUGAAUGUCAUCACGAAGAAUUUUGUUUUUGGAGAAACCAGAUGCUGGAUGUACUCAAUUGAAUGGCAAAAGAGAGGCUUACCACACGCUCACAUUUUGAUUUGGUUGAAGCAAAAAAUUAUACCUACACAAAUUGAUAGCGUUAUAUCAGCCGAGCUUCCAAAUCAAGCCGAAGAUCCCAUUCUUUUUGAAAUAAUCAAGAAAAAUAUGAUUCAUGGGCCAUGCGGUACUUUUAAUCCUAAUUCACCAUGUAUGCAAAACGGCAAAUGCACAAAGCGAUAUCCACGUGAGUUGAUUACUGAAACUCAAACUGGAGGUGAUGGAUAUCCUCUGUAUAGGCGAAGAAAUCCCACUAAUGGUGGAUACACAACUACUAUUAAGAUGCGAAGUGUAGAUAUCGACAUAGACAAUAGAUGGAUCGUGCCAUACUCGCCACUACUUUCAAAAAUGUUUAAUGCUCACAUCAAUGUUGAGUAUUGUAAUUCGGUAAAGUCCAUAAAAUAUAUUUGUAAAUAUGUUAACAAGGGCAGUGACAUGGCAGUAUUCGGAUUAGCAAAUCGAGGUGAUGAGAUCACGCAAUAUCAAACAGGGCGCUACAUCAGCAGUAACGAAGCAGUAUGGCGGAUAUUUGCAUUCAAUAUUCACGAACGAUAUCCAACGGUUCAACAUCUCGCUGUUCAUUUGGAAAAUGGUCAGCGGGUUUACUUCACCGAAGAAAAUGCGCAAAAUAGAGCAGAGCAACCACAAAACACAACACUGACUGCUUUUUUCGAAUUGUGUACAUCCGAAAAUUUUGCUAAAACGUUGCUGUAUCAAGAUGUGCCCAAAUAUUAUACUUGGAACACAUCGACAAAAAAGUUCAACAGAAGAAAAAGAGGUGCAAUUGUUCCAGAGCAUCCUGGUAUAUAUUCGUCCGAUGCAUUGGGACGUGUGUAUACUGUUCAUCCAAAUAACGCCGAGUGCUAUUAUUUGCGGUUGUUGCUGCAUACAAUCAAAGGGCCGACAUCAUUCCUUGCAUUGAAAACCAUCGACGGAGUAGAAUGCCAAACGUACAGAGAAGCGUGCUUUAAACUGGGCUUACUUGAGAAUGAUCAGAAUUGGAACACAACUCUGACCGAAGCAUCACUCACGUGCCAUCCAAAGCAAAUACGAACUUUGUUUGCGAUAAUUUUAACAACAUGCGCACCAUCGAAUCCUCGACAACUGUGGGAAAUGCAUCGUGAAAGCCUCAGUGAAGAUAUUCUAAGACAAGCACGUGCAAGCGAUCCAAGUCAGGAAUAUUCGGAUGACAUUUUCAAUGAAGCUUUAAUAUUAAUGGAGGACUUAUGCAUGUCAAUCAACAACAAAGCUCUUUGUCAACUCGGUAUGCCAGCACCGACACGAGAUAGAAAUGCUGUACAAGACAGAGACUUGAUGCGAGAACAGCAGUUUGAUGCAAAUCAGCUUGAACGAUUUGUGCAAACGCAAAAAGAGUUUUUAGUUGCUGAUCAGAAAAAAGCUUAUGACAAAAUCAUGCAACGUGUAACCAAAGGAGAUGGCGGAAUUAUCUUCCUAGAUGCUCCAGGAGGUACCGGGAAAACUUUCCUCAUCAAUUUAAUAUUGGCGUCAGUUCGAAUGCGAAAUGGGAUUGCAGUAGCAGUAGCAUCAUCGGGGAUUGCAUCAACACUACUUGAUGGAGGACGUACAGCGCAUUCAGCACUUAAGCUUCCAUUGAAUUUGCACCAGACCGAAACACCUACAUGCAACAUCAGCAAAAACUCUGGUAUGGCCAUAGUCCUUAAAACGUGCAAAAUUAUAAUUUGGGACGAAUGCACCAUGGCACAUAAGAAAUCGCUCGAAGCACUUGACCGAACUCUGCGAGAUUUUCGUGGAAAAGACCAACCGAUGGGAGGCGCUCUUAUACUUCUUGCAGGUGAUUUUCGUCAAACAUUACCCGUUAUACCACGAUCAACGCCUGCAGACGAGCUGAACGCGUGCUUAAAGGCAUCGCAUCUGUGGAACUAUGUCGAAAAAAUUACGCUCACAACAAAUAUGCGAGUGCAUUUGCUGCAAGAUACGUCUGCCCAAAUAUUUUCAAAGCAACUUUUAGAUAUCGGAAACGGUAAAGUUCAUAUUGAUCGCACAACAAAUGAGAUAUCAUUUCCGUCCAACUUUUGUCAAAUGCAGCAGAGCAUUCAAGACGUCAUCGACAGAGUAUUUCCGAACAUAACGAUCAACUACCGAAAUCCGGAAUGGCUCCGCGAACGUGCAAUUUUAGCUCCGAAGAACGAUGAUGUUAGUAAAUUAAACGGUCAAAUUCAAUUGAAAAUUCCAGGAGAAGCAGUCGAAUAUAAAUCGAUUGAUACAGUAAUGGACAAAGAUCAAGCUGUUAAUUACCCAACUGAAUUUCUUAAUUCUUUGGAGCCACCUGGAAUGCCUCCUCAUUCGUUGGCGUUAAAAGUUGGAUCACCAGUGAUGCUUAUUCGGAACUUGAACGCGCCGAAACUGUGCAACGGAACCAGAGUGAUAAUAAAAAAAUUAACACCGAAUUUGAUCGAGGCAACAAUCAUCAGCGGUAAAUUCAAAGGCGAAGAUGUGCUGAUUCCACGUAUACCGAUGAUUUCCAACGAUUUACCGUUCGAAUUCAAGCGGCUUCAAUUCCCUUUGCGUCUUGCCUUUGCUAUAACUAUAAAUAAAGCACAAGGGCAAUCAUUAACUAUUGCGGGUUUGGAUUUGAAAAAUUCGUGCUUUUCACAUGGCCUGUCGCCAUGCAUUAAGCAACGCGCGCCGGGUAUUGCUAGUAUCAAUUUAUAA
Messenger RNA from Rhagoletis zephyria (snowberry fruit fly), 3825 nucleotides. RefSeq lists its product as uncharacterized. Gene Ontology annotation, molecular function: DNA helicase activity. NCBI's taxonomy places the organism in Eukaryota, Metazoa, Arthropoda, Insecta, Diptera, Tephritidae. The record is from RefSeq and is a predicted model, not a curated record. Gene Ontology annotation, biological process: telomere maintenance; DNA repair.